CAUCUAUAGAUUUACCCUCAGCUAUGAAUUAAACCAAUCAAUUCAAUUCAAUUAUUUUGAAGGGUGAUUUAGAACGAUCCCGUGUCUUUGCAAAGACGUGUUCCUGACUGAAUUCUGAGACUUUUUCUUUACGAAAAUUUUAUCUAACGCUUACGUUUGAAUUAUUAAGAGAUAAAGCUAGCGAAUUACGAGCCGUGCAUAGAAGGCGUCUCAGUUAUGGACCGGAAAGCUAAACAAAUUGAUCUUUGUUUGGCCGUUCAUAUAGCAGCACAUACAGCCGUAAGAAGCAUAGACCAUUUGGGCGAGCUAUUGUCAGUGCUAGGAAAAGGCUCUGCACUGGAAAAUAUUCGGAUCCAUAGAACCAAGUGUUCUAAGUUAAUAAAAAAUGUAAUUUCACCGGCUAUGCUCACCGAAUUGAUAAAUGAUAUUGAUAAUCAGAAAUUUUCCCUUAUAAUCGACGAAUCAACUGAUGUAUCCGUCAUUAAGUACUUGGCGUUUUGUGUUCGAUACUUCAGUCUGAAACGCAAAAGCAUAAUCACUGAUUUUUUGGGCUUUGUCGAAGUCGAAAGAGCAACUGGAAUAAUAUUAUGUAAUUCCACAAUUGAGUAUCUGACAGCCAUAGGCCUUGACUACAAGAAUGUUAUUGGCAUUGCGUCAGAUGGUGCUGCUAACAUGAUAGAUGUUGAGAAUGGCUUCUUUAAAUUCUUUAAAGAUAAGGUACCAACUGUUCAGCUGAUUAAAUGUUCUUGCCAUUCUCUACAUCUUUGCUUAUCAAAAGCCGCUGAGCAAUUACCCGCUGAUCUUGAAUUUUUGGUUCGGGAAUCUAGAAACUGGUUUGCCAAUAGCCCUUUGCGACGCAUUCAGUAUGAGUCUCUGUAUUCGGCUAUCAAUAAAGGAGAUAUGCCUCUAAAACUAGUACAGUUGGUGAAGACUCGAUGGUUGGCCUGGUCGAAGGCUAUUAAUGUACUAAUUGAACAGUGGCUAGAAUUGAAAACUCACUUCAAUAUCCAUAUACGUAGUCUUAAUCCCAGUGAUAAAUGCACGGUUGGAAGAAAAUUGAGAGAACUCUACAACGAUGAAACAAAUUAUCUAUAUUUGCUUUUUAUUAAACCAAUUACAAAUGAGUUUAAUAGGAUCAAUCUAAAAUUCCAGCUAAAUUCUACUGAAGUUACAAAGCUGUUUGUGGAUCUUCGAAUCUUAUUAGUAUCAUUAGUGCGUCAUAUUUUGAAACCCUCUUUCAUUAAAAUUAACAAUGAAGGGAAAUUUCUCACAGCUGAGGCCUUUGAAUUGCUACGCAAUGCGCUGAAUAAUCCGGAGGCAUAUCUACCUCUCAAUAGUAUUGACUAUGGAGCAUCUUUCACAAUCCAUCUAGAUCUGAACGAUGACGUAGAUGUACUGAAGACACAGUGGGAUAAGCUCAAUAUCAUCGAUUUCAGAAGUCACUUUGACGACAUGAUCCCACAGAAUUCCGAAAAGUUCUGGAUUGGAAUUCUUGACUAUAAGGAUUCAUCGGGAUGCGCGGUGUUUUCGGAAAUCGCAAAGUUUGCACCACGGGUACUAAGUCUGCCUUUUUCUAAUGCGUUUGUGGAAAGAACAUUUAGCUUCAUGAAUGCUAUCAAAACAAAGGCUAGAAAUAGAAUGUCAAUAGAAAUUUUGAUGGCAAUCAUGAGAGUUCGAAUUUGGUUUGCUCAGACAAACGAGUGUUGUAACAAAUUCGUACCAAAUGAUAGAAUGUAUGAGCUAUUUACAUCACAGAUGUAUGUAGAACUGGAGCAGGUUGCUACAGUUGAUGGUGAAAACGAGGACGUUUCGAUUUUGACGAGGCCCUGGAAAUUUUUCCAAGAGAAGAUGAACUGA
Cyphomyrmex costatus is the source of this 1857-nucleotide messenger RNA. RefSeq lists its product as uncharacterized. NCBI's taxonomy places the organism in Eukaryota, Metazoa, Arthropoda, Insecta, Hymenoptera, Formicidae. The coding region runs from base 217 to 1857 and encodes 546 amino acids. The record is from RefSeq and is a predicted model, not a curated record. The transcript has 6 exons.